Messenger RNA from Peromyscus leucopus (white-footed mouse), 646 nucleotides. RefSeq names its product small ubiquitin-related modifier 1-like. Gene Ontology annotation, molecular function: protein tag activity; ubiquitin-like protein ligase binding. Lineage: Eukaryota; Metazoa; Chordata; Mammalia; Rodentia; Cricetidae. The record is from RefSeq and is a predicted model, not a curated record. Gene Ontology annotation, biological process: protein sumoylation. Gene Ontology annotation, cellular component: PML body; nucleus.
AUGAGGCUUCUCUGUGUAGAAGGUCAGCAGGGUUCCAUGGAAAUUCCAUUGCUUCUCUUUAGGCUGGCCCUCUCUUCACUCUCAGCCCUGGAAGAACCUUCAACUGAGGACAUAGGGGAUAAGAGGAAAGAACAUAUUAAACUCAAAGUUAUUGAAUAGGAUAGUAGUGAGAUACAUUUCAAAGUAAAAAUGACAGCACCUUUCAAGGAACUCAAAGAAUCAUGCUGUCAAAUUAAAAUAUCACCACAGUCAAAGACAGUUCCAAUGAAUUCACUCAGGUUUCUCUUUGAAGGGCAGAGAAUUACUGAUAAUCGUACUCAGAAAGAACUGGGAAUGGAAGAGAAUGUGGUUGAAGUUUAUCAGGAUCAGAAUCAAACUGGGGGCAGAUGUCAUUUGAUGGCUAGAUAGUUCAUUUUAUUUUUUUCCUUUUCCUCAACCCUUUUUUGUUUUUAAAAAUAGUUAUUUUGUAAUGUGUUCAAUGUGAUUAUUGAAUACUGGCACUCCAUCUCUUUAGAAUAUCUGGCAAUCUGAAGUCUAGUGUUCAAUAUUCAUUAUUGGUUGUUUUGAUUGUUCUGAUUUUUGGUGAUCAGACCUCAAUCCCCUUAAUAUAAUGUUGCCCUUCUUCUGUGUUGUUGUUGUUGUUAUG